Molecule: messenger RNA, 1716 nt
Organism: Trichomycterus rosablanca
Lineage: Eukaryota; Metazoa; Chordata; Actinopteri; Siluriformes; Trichomycteridae
Gene: crk
Product: v-crk avian sarcoma virus CT10 oncogene homolog
Exons: 3
Coding region: 290-1219 (309 amino acids)
Biological process (GO): cell migration; signal transduction
Molecular function (GO): signaling adaptor activity; receptor tyrosine kinase binding
Source: RefSeq, a predicted model, not a curated record
ACUUCCUCUGUGACAACUUGUGGUGAAAGAGUCUCGGUCGGUUUGGUUAAUCAGAUAAUCAGGGGGAAAGCGGCGGCUGAGGUCGCUGUGCACACGUACCGCGCUGGAGUUUCUGCACUGCUGCACCAGACCGCUUGUGAAUAAAGACUGAAUGCAGGGCCCGAUCGGAGCGGUUGUAACAGCGGAAAGGCGGUAAAGUUGCGUGUGUAUGAACUGAGCGGAUCCGGACACACUGCAUAGCACAGAGAGCAGCAGGCCCUGGUGAAGCCUCGGCUUUUGGGUGGCAGCCAUGGCCGGAAACUUCGACGCGGAGGAUCGGGGCAGCUGGUACUGGGGCAGACUGAGCAGACAGGAGGCCGUGUCCCUGCUGCAGGGACAGAGACAUGGGGUCUUCUUAGUACGGGACUCUAUCACCAGCCCUGGAGACUACGUCCUGUCCGUGUCCGAAAACUCUAAAGUCUCGCACUAUAUCAUCAACAGCAUCAGCAACAACCGGCAGUCCGGCCCGGGCCUGGCUACCUCUCGGUUUCGUAUUGGAGACCAGGAAUUCGAUGCCCUCCCUGCCCUGCUGGAGUUUUACAAAAUACACUACCUGGACACGACCACUCUGAUCGAGCCCAUCAACAAAGCCAAGUACUCGUCCAUGAUCGUGCCGAGUGCCGGCCCAGGCGGAGCUCCUCCCAGGCUCGAGGAGGAGUACGUCCGCGCGCUGUUCGACUUCCCGGGCAACGACGACGAGGACCUGCCCUUCCGGAAGGGCGACGUCCUGCGGGUUUUGGAGAAGCCCGAAGAGCAGUGGUGGAACGCUCAGAAUUCAGAUGGCCGUGUGGGUAUGAUUCCCGUACCCUACGUCGAGAAGUUCCGACCUGCUUCUCCAACUUCGGGGACCCUGGGUGGCGGCGGGACCGGCAGCGUGGGGAAUUCUGACGGCCACAAUCCACAGUCCCCUCCUUUGCUCGGUGAGCCGGGCCAGUACGCCCAGCCCACGUCUUUGCCUAAUUUGCAAAACGGCCCCGUGUUGGCCAGGGUUGUUCAGAAACGAGUUCCUAAUGCGUAUGACAAGACGGCUCUUGCUCUUGAGGUCGGCGACUUGGUGACGGUGACUAAAAUCAAUGUCAACGGGCAGUGGGAGGGCGAGUGCAAGGGAAAGCGAGGCCACUUUCCAUUCACGCACGUGCGCUUAGUGGACCAGCACAACCCGGAUGACGACCCCAGCUGAGAGCGGAGCCCUGGUCCCCCCCCCCCCCCCCCCUGUACAGCCCUUAACCGCACACACUCUCUCCUCACACGUCAUAACAGACACGCCCAGCGGUAGCCUCUUUUACUAGAUCCAUUCCCUCUAUGUCCACUCAUGCCAUCAUGCCAUUAAUGCCGAUAUAUACAAUAACCGCAGUUCUUUCUUAGAUCGUACACUAUGGUUAAAGUAACCGAAUCAGUAGACACUAAGCACCAUGGAGGUUUCUUUAGGUAGGUUGAACUAUGAACCAGUCGUGGUGAGAUUGAGAGAGAUCGUAUGCUUGGACUCAAUGUAAGCAGCCGGGUGUCACUGUAAAGGACUGUCUCUCUGCGUCCGAGAAGCAAACACUACUCGUACCGGUUGGCUAACAGACGACGGCUUUGAAGGGGAUUCGUUUCCAGCCUUUCAUCACACUACAAAUCAUCUACCAUGUGUUCUUUUUUUUUUUUUUUUUAAUGCUGAUCAUACAUAUACAGUGU